AUGGAUAACCAGCCUGGAUCUGUGUUCUGGUGGCAAAAGGCCGAUGAGAUUCCUCUAGAGACCUGGGAGCAUAUCGCCAGCUAUGUCACUGAUCCCAAAAGCCUGGCCGCGAUGGCGCGUGUCAACCACAAACUCCGUUAUGUGUGCGACCCCAAGCUGUACAACAGCGCAGUGGAUGAAGGGCGGAUCCAAGACGCGGUUCUUCUUGCCGCUGCCGAGGGAAAUCUUGCUACAUUGCAGAAAGCAAAACGCUACGGUGCAGCCUUUAACAAAAUCACUCCGCUUGCUGAACCCUUCGAGUGGGUGUUGAACCUGUGGGAAGAGAUGAUGGCACGAGACGGCCCCUUGAGCCACAAGCCCGAUUUCACACCGCCCGAUGCGGGCUGGGCCACUCCAUUGCAUGUCGCCGCGAUGAAUGGCCACUACCACGUCGUCGCGUGGCUUCUCGAUGAGGAUGUAGACAUUGAAGCACCUGCAAGGUUCUGCUGCGAGUGCUUGCCUCUCGUCGUACAGGACCCUACGAACCCGACACGAUAUCUAGGGGAUUAUCCAGCUUGGACACCUCUCCAUUACGCCAUCUGCAAGGGCCAUUCCUCAGUUGCCAGGCUGCUUCUUUCUGCUGGGGCCUCAUAUGGCAACUUGUGCGUGCCGCAAUCGUCUGGAAGAUGGUAUAAGCGCCCUUACAACAGAAACAUAGGCGGACGCGCUAUCGGACGGCUUUACUGUUAUCCUCACCUACGAGACCAAGAAAAUGACAUCUCAGGACAUGUUGCUGCAAUCCAUACGGCAGCUGCAACAGGAAACAAAGCUAUCAUGUCUCAUCUUGUCGAGGGCCUCGGAGUGGAUAUCCACAGCAAGGACGAAGGGAACGCAGCACCAAUACACUAUGCUGUCUUGGCGCCAAAUGCAUCCAUGGUCAGUCACGCCAUCCAAUUGGGAGCGGAUGUACAUUCUGGAUAUUGCCCUAGAACCGUGUCAAAACAAGGUUCAGGGUGGGAUCACCGGCGAAUUAUUCCGAUGUGUAAGAAAACACCGCUCGAGCCCCUUCACUGGGCUUUGUUGUGGAAAAAGACAGAGGCUGUCAGAGAACUGGCCUUGAAUGGCGCUUGUUGGCCCAAAGUGUCUAGCGAUGGUGUGUCAACACAUGCUCACAUCACGCGUAUAUUGAAAAUCAUCGACGAUUCUGCCCCCAGGCCCGUGGCACCCCAGGGUUCGUAUUUGCGACUACUUGAACGAGCAUCAGCUCGUUCAGAGCAUCUGCAACUCCUCAUGGACAGCGUGUCGAGCAAUCUUCCUGAACUUCUCAACUGGACAUGGAACGUUGGCCGGGCGUCUCGGGAUCGUUUCCAGAUGGUAUCCGAGUUUCAGUUAGCUUUCUUCUAUGCCUGCCAAAUUCCGGACAUUGAUGAAGCAGUCUUGCGCCAAUUACGAGAUUGUUUGGGCCUUGUAAUGGGUCAGAAAGACUUUGACAUGAGCGAGCACUACGUCUACUCUGAUCUCGAAGCCGAACGGAAGUUAUGGGUUCACCAAGAUGCACAUCCGGCCAAAUUCAAAUGCCCCAUUGGCACACUAGCAAUAUGCCAUACUGUUAGCCAUAUGCUGCGAUCCUUUGAAGAAGAGAUGCUUCGGAGAUUGCGCUGGCUCUUGGACGCCAGAGCAAAGCCGACAAGUCCCCAUCAGCCGCUUUCUCCUCUUGUUUGCCUCUUCAACAGAAUCAGAGCCGAGGAUCUGAAGUACGACUGGUACAACAAACCAAACGAUACAGAAUACCAUGAUUCAUGGUGUGCAUUCCUACCGAUAGUUGAACUGCUUGGAGAUAACGGUGCAUGGCAACCAUUUGAUAACGACAGAAUCGAGGGCAUGCUGCUUGUUCUAGCAGCUUACUUCGGUAUGGUGCGCCAGCUGUCAAGAACAUCGGCGAAAGCUGCAGCAGAAUUCCAUCGUCAAGUGUUGGAGAAGAUGCCUGCUGAAGUUCGGAAAAUGGCGGAAGUGGCUCAGUUAACCACAGAAGAACCGGAGGGUCAAGCAUCUCCUCCUACAGACUGA
Messenger RNA from Colletotrichum aenigma, 2046 nucleotides. It is a transcript of the gene Ankk1, whose product is annotated as Ankyrin repeat and protein kinase domain-containing protein 1. Gene Ontology annotation, molecular function: protein binding. NCBI's taxonomy places the organism in Eukaryota, Fungi, Ascomycota, Sordariomycetes, Glomerellales, Glomerellaceae. Bases 1 to 2046 code for a protein of 681 amino acids. The transcript has a single exon. The record is from RefSeq and is a predicted model, not a curated record.